Hippocampus comes (tiger tail seahorse) is the source of this 4897-nucleotide messenger RNA. Its product is annotated as cingulin-like protein 1. Bases 676 to 3366 code for a protein of 896 amino acids. Gene Ontology annotation, cellular component: myosin complex; bicellular tight junction. NCBI's taxonomy places the organism in Eukaryota, Metazoa, Chordata, Actinopteri, Syngnathiformes, Syngnathidae. The record is from RefSeq and is a predicted model, not a curated record. The transcript has 23 exons. Gene Ontology annotation, biological process: protein localization to cell-cell junction.
CUUUUAUUUAAUUUUUUUCUUAAAGAACACGAGACACUUGGUAAUCAAUGCACAAGGGAUCCGAUCUGCGUUUUGCAGUGUCCAGUGUUUGAAAAAAACGGAGGGGAAUUCCCAGUUUCUCUCAGCAAACUACAGCAGCUAAUAGAAGAGAGGGUGCAUAUUGUACAUUCGGAUAUCACAGACGACCAACAGGGUGCGGCGUUUGCGGAGGACGCCGGAGGAGGACUGUGGAAGUUUGCUGUCUUGAGUAAGCAGUUGACCUUUCACCUCCAGCAGCUGCAGACAGAGACUGAACACGAGCUCAACAGCAUACAGACACAACAGCUCCACAUUGAGGCCCGUCUGCAGCAGCUGACCUCUGACUUGUUUGUUCUGCAAGAGAAGAAGAAACAAAUCCAGCAAGAAUUCACGAGUCGCCCAGCCCUUCGGACGUCCGCUUUGCAGUUGAGGGCUUGUAAGGAGCUUCAGCCCUCUAUUGCCGGUUCUCUAAUCCAGUUGGAGAAGCUUGUGUUCCGGAAGGAGGCACUGAGCGCACUUGGUGACCUUCUGACAGAAGACUUGCACAGAUACCAAGAAGAGACAAAGAGACUAACCCGAUUCACACAGAGAAUAAGCAAACACAGGCCAGAAGAGGAAGACGAGCCUUCCACCACCAACAGCACCCGUGGCCAAAGCAUGCAAGAAAAGAACGAGACAAACAACAUGCAUACACCUGAGUCUUCUUCCUCCCAAUCGCCACUUAGUCCACAGCAGACAGCCAACAAAGAAGAAGCCGAGCAGAACUGGAGAGCCAGUCAGAGGAAAGCGGGCCUCUCAAAUCUCAAGCGAGCCGGCAGCGUCAAAGACCUUAUCAGUAAAUUCUCCGGUCCGGAGCACGACUUGUAUCCCGGGUCUUCUCCGAGUCUCUGUUCAGGAGCAGGAACAGCUCAAAAGUUCACUUCCUCCGAGACAAUCCUGUCCCCUAAGUCCAAGUUGAGUCCGACCUUUGUCAUUCGAGACAACAGUCUGCUGCCGAGUAUCUCGGUGACCCCUCCACUCAAGGAGAAAAUCGAGCGAUCCGAUGGAUCUGCUCAGAGAGACGCUGGAAUUAGCCCGAUAACUGGAAGAAUCGAUUGUCCAGUAACAGGCGGCAGUCAGAGGACAGAGUCAAACAAAACGGCAGACUCUGGUAGAGAUUCGGUGGCGGACUCUGGCAUGGGAUCGGAACCUGAAACCGAAUCAAACAAGCAAUCGGACAGCCUGUCAGAGGAGGAGCCCUCCACUCCCCGAGCCGUGCCACCCAGCCCCAAAUAUCAGCUGUUCCUUGAGAACGAUACGAAGACCAACGGCUUGAGUAGCAAGGAUACAGAUGGUCCGGGAGGUGGAGGAUCACUGGGGGACAACAGCCCCAGGCUGUCGCGGUGGGAGACCACUCGGCCGGGGGUCAACAACUUCCAAGGGUCCAUGGAGUCGGUCGCCUCGCGGGAAUUAGAAACUGAUCGGACUUUCGUUGAAAGCCCUCGUGUUUUUAACAGUCCCUACACCAUGAAUGUGAACGCAUCUGCUGAUUAUAACCCCAUGUACCGAACAAAUGAGUUUAAGGGUGGAAUUUCUCCAGCCACAUCGGAGUGGAGCCUGCACACCUUCAAUAGUCGCAGCAGCAGUCCCGUGCCGAUGGGCGGGCCCGCCGCCCAAAUCGUUCCUCGCCAGCGAUAUUCUGCCUACGAUUCUCUGUUGAAGAGGAGGAACGAUGGUCCCAACUCCGUGAUGGCAACCCACUACACCAUGCGUGCCGCCACUCUGGGAGGCCUCAGUCGAAAAGACUUCAUCGAGGAAUUGACCAAACAGUUGGAUAACUGUCAGAAGCGUAACCAGUUCCUGGAGGCCGAGAGUGUGGAGAUGGAAAAGGAGAGGAACCAGAUUAGGUUUGAAAUGCGGGGCCUGCUGGUGAACAACGAAGACCUACUCAGGACCAACACUCAAAUGUCCAACGAAAUGAAGCGGAUGAGAGAGCAAAUGAUCGAGAUGGAGCGAGCCAAUCAGGCAUUGGCGGAGAAGCAGAGAGAGAUGGAGAUUGAGGUGAAGCGGGCCCGCGACAUGAUGCUGGAGGCCAACACUCAGGAGUAUGCCUUCGGCUUCCUCCAGCAGACCCUUAAAAACAAGAUCCAGGAUGCUGAGGACAGCCUUGAGAAACAGACGCAGCACUCGCAGACUCUGGCAGAGAAGUUAUGGAUGGCCGAGAGAGAACUGGAGGAGCUGGAGGUGGACAAAAACAGCAAAAGCAAGAAGACGUCUGAGCUCAGCAGCACCGUCCUCCGGCUGGAGACGGAGUUGGCCGAAGCCUUGCAGAUGUCCGCGCAGUCCACAGCGGAGUUGAAUCUUCAGCAGAAAUUGCGUCAGGAUGCCCAGCUGAGGAUGGAGGAACUGGAGGAGUCUUUGCUGGAGAAGGAGCAAGAGUUGCAGAAACUUCAAGCGCUCGUCGUCAGGCUGCAGGGAGACGUGUCUGGUAAGCUGAUCGACAAGGAGCAGACGCUGGAGGAGGAGAUCCAGCUGAGAGAGAGACUGCAGCUGCAGUGCAAGCAGGCCGAGAGGACAGUGGACGAUCUCCAAAUGGAGCUGCAGACCACCGUCCAGGCCAAAGACGACCUGGCCAAACAACUCAAGCAGGCCCAUGAGAAAAUUAUUGACCUCGAGACCGAUGUGGAGGAGCUGCAAGAUAGUGAGCAGCGAUGGGCCGCCAAGCACAAGAGAGCCAUUGAGCAGACCGAGCAGCUGCAGCUGAAGCUCAUUCAAGAGAAAGAUCAGAACGACCAACUGGAAACUGAGAAGAACAUCAUUGAGAGACAGUAUCGUGACCUGCGUCUGGAGAUGGAUGACUUGGAGAGCACCAAACCUUUGGAGGAUGUCAUCUCCAAAACGGAGAGUCGUGUCAAAGAGCUGGAGAACGUUUUGAGAACUGAGGAGAGGAACAAAGCUGUUCUUUCGAACACUAUUGGGAAACUGGAGCGAAGGAUCAAUGAGCUGACCGAUCAGAUGGAGGAAGAGCACAGGAUAGCUGCUGAGCAGAAAGACCUGAUGGCCCAGAGAAUCCGCUCGCUCAAGCGUCAGCUGAACGAGGCCGAGGAGGAGGCCAGCAGGAGGGACGCUCAACUCCGUCACUGUCAACGGGAACUGGCCGAGGAGAGGGAAUCGAACGGGCGGCUGCAGAGGCAGCUGCUCGACCAACACCUGCAGACAAAGCGUAAGGAGACUCUGACAAUUCGCCAGACUCUUGAUAACCUGCGGCUGGACCUCAGCGUCGAUGAUGAAGGUGACCAAGCGCCCCAACCGAAAGAAGUGGUAGUAGAAAAGGUGCCGGAGCAGAUCAGUAAAGUCACUGAGGUUUAAAAGUCCAACCGUCAACGUGUUAGAGGUUAAGGGCACGUAUGACAAUCAGAACAUUUGUGUCAAAAUGUUCUUUGGGAUCAAGUUUGUAUGUAUUUAUGGGGGCCCCAGUUGUAUCCCACAUUUUUAGAAGUACAUUCUUCUUUCGGAUUUAAAAUUGCGAGGAGAGCAUUUGUCCAUGUGUGACAUUAUUUGUAAACAAGGUCGAGCUGUAUCACAAUAUCAGAGACGGAAAAAAAAAAAUGUCAUUGUAAUGAUGACACCAUGUGUGAUCUCAGGAUUGGCUCAUUCGUGAGAGCCACAUGGUUUCUCCCAAGGAAAUAAUCCCAGGUCUUUAUGAUUUGUAUCACUGUCAAGAAAAAGUUUUUUUUUUUUUAAAUUCCUAGGAUAAACUCACAAGGCACUUCUUUAGGUAAACCUGUACAAGCUCUCACACAUGAGCUAAAGGUAAAAGUGACAAGGCUCCCUUUUGAUUGACGCUCUCAGAGAGGUAAUGAUGUCACAAUAUGUUUAUUUUGGUUGUCUUUAAGCUGUUUUGUUGCUACAGUUCUUUUGAGUCUUUGCAUUGUGCGGACGUCACGAAAGUGAGCGUCACAUCGAGCUUACUCCCGAGUACGAGCAGAUUCUCCUUUUAUGUUUUUCUAUAGCCACACUUGGAUGUUUACGAUUAAUUAAUCCCAAUUAAGACUCAGUUUUAUAAUUCACUCAGUUGUACAAAUAGCACAUUUUAAUUAGCUACUUGGCGAUUAUUUGUCUCAGAUAAUAAUGAGCUCUUUAAAAAAAAAAAAACAUGUUGAUUUUGUGGAGUUCCACAGACAAUCUUAAAUGAGGGUUUUUGUUUUUUUUGUUUUGUUUUUAAAGCCUUGAGAAUAUUAUCACUAUAUUGGUCUUACUGGUUGUUACGACCUUACAGGGUUAUGAUAUAAACACCGUAAAAGAGCACAGGAUUCACACAACAACUUUUACAAAUUAAUUUAUACUGAAUAAAAGUUGCGUCCAGGCGAAUUACCUGUUGGGUGAAACGGGUUUGUCAAGAGUAAAAAAAUAUACUUGUAACGCUGUGUAUUUGUGGGGAGUUGUUCUGCUGAAUGCAAAAAAAAACUGCUGUGCCUUAAACAUCCAUGUGCCUAGAGUGCUAAUUGAUUUUAUUUUUAACAACCAGACUGUAAUAUGAAGUUUUAAAAUGGAAUUAACGUGGACAAAAAUAAGGAAGCUUGCAUGGGUUCACCAAGUCUCCAGAAAAUUACACUUCUUAGAUUUGGAUCUUGGCCAAUAUAUUUUGAUGUACUUUGAUAUUUUAACUCACUGCCGCCUUUGGGUGAAGAGAGCAAGUGAGCUGUUUUUAAAUCUAUGCAGUACAUUAGAAACCUAAUAUUCAGGUAACGUCAGGUUGUAUCUAUUUUGUUUACAUUUGCUGGUGUAUUUACUUUCCACGCUGUAAGGAAAUCAGUCCAUUUGAUGUAUGGUGUUGCUGCUAUAUUUCAUUGCUGGUCUUUCUACAUUCCAUAAAAGAAACUACGACAGUUAUUUGCAA